GCGCCAACAAGUGCACAUUUUUCCUCUCACUGCUUUCCAAGUCUCACACUUCAGCAGUGAACUCUCUUUCUCCUUCUCUCUCUAUCUUUCUCUCUCUAGCCUUUUUUCUCAGUCCUCCUUUGCCUCCAUCAUCCAUUAGCUUUUCUCUUUGUGCUUUUUUCAUUAUAUUGACUAUCUCUCAUUCUCUCUAAAAUUGGAUUCCAUUACAUUCAUUAAGCAACGAAACCCUGAAAGGAUCUCUCUCCCUCUCUGUAUUCUUUGCUACAUUUGGUAGAAACCCAUUUGUUUUUAGAGGCAGAAGAGCGUUGUGAAGUGGGCAUAAGCCAUGGCAGCUCCUAAACCAGAAGAGAUAAGCCAUCCACCAAUGGACCAACUUCAAGGCUUAGAGUACUGCAUUGACUCAAACCCAUCUUGGGGGGAAUCAAUAGCUUUGGGUUUCCAGCACUACAUUUUGUCCGUAGGAACUGCUGUGAUGAUCCCAUCCUUCCUUGUUCCUUUUAUGGGUGGCACUGAUGGUGACAAAGUGAGAGUGGUGCAGACUCUACUUUUUAUUCAAGGAAUCAAUACACUUCUACAAACAUUAUUCGGAACCCGGUUACCAACUGUGAUUGGAGGGUCUUACGCUUUCAUGGUCCCAAUUAUAUCCAUAAUUCAUGAUUCAUCAUUGACGAGUAUUGAGGACGACCAUAUUAGAUUUCUUAACACCAUGAGAGCAGUCCAAGGUGCUCUCAUAGUAGCAUCAAGCAUACAAAUCAUUCUGGGAUACAGUCAAAUUUGGGCCAUCUGUUCCAGGUUCUUCAGCCCACUCGGAAUGGUUCCUGUUAUUUCAUUGGUUGGUUUUGGCCUGUUUGAUAGAGGAUUCCCCGUGGUUGGAAGGUGUGUGGAAAUUGGCAUCCCCAUGCUUAUCCUUUUUGUAGUUUUCUCUCAGUACCUGAAGAACUUUCAUGCAAGACAGCUACCAGUACUGGAGCGAUUUGCUCUUCUCAUAUCAAUCACAGUGAUAUGGGCAUAUGCACACCUCUUGACCGCCAGUGGUGCAUACAGACACCGCCCAGACGUAACCCAAGUCAAUUGCCGAACUGACAAGGCCAACCUCAUUUCUUCUGCUCCAUGGAUAAAAAUACCUUAUCCUCUUCAAUGGGGUGCCCCUACCUUUGAUGCUGGCCAUGCUUUUGGAAUGAUGGCUGCUGUUCUUGUUUCAUUGAUUGAGUCAACUGGAGCAUACAAGGCUGCAUCACGUCUAGCAAGUGCCACAAUACCUCCAGCACAUGUUCUUAGUCGUGGAAUUGGCUGGCAGGGGAUAGGAAUCCUACUUAAUGGACUCUUUGGAACAUUGACCGGCUCAACAGUAUCUAUAGAAAAUGUGGGGCUUCUUGGGAGCACUCGUGUUGGAAGCCGUAGGGUCAUUCAAAUAUCAGCUGGUUUUAUGAUAUUCUUCUCCAUGCUAGGAAAAUUUGGUGCUUUGUUUGCAUCAAUACCCUUCACUAUAUUUGCUGCUGCAUAUUGUGUAUUGUUUGGUCUUGUUGCUUCGGUGGGGCUAUCCUUUUUGCAAUUCACAAACAUGAACUCGAUGAGGAACCUCUUUAUCACUGGUGUAGCUUUAUUCUUGGGUUUGUCUGUUCCCGAGUAUUUCAGAGAAUACACUUUGAAGGCUUUUCAUGGUCCUGCUCACACCAAUGCCGGAUGGUUCAACGAUUUUCUUAAUACCAUCUUCUCCUCAUCUCCGACUGUGGCAUUGAUUGUCGCCGUUUUCUUAGAUAACACACUCGAGUACAAGGACAGUGCAAGAGACAGAGGAAUGCCAUGGUGGGUCAAAUUUCGAGCAUUCAAAGGGGACAGCCGCAAUGAGGAGUUUUACACUCUCCCUUUCAACCUUAACCGAUUCUUCCCUCCAUCUUAAGCGGUACCAUUAUUCCAGUACCAGAAAAAGAAGAUGUUUAGUGGAAAAACAUCAUUUCCAGAUAGGGAUUAGAUCAGUCAGGAACCCGGGUGGAACUUGGAGGAGAAGUCAAACAAUGACCCAUGCAGGGAAAAUGACAAGAGUCCUUCUGCUUCCCUAUAUUUUACUAUUAUAUUUUGACUCGGAUUAUUCGGGUUUAAUCCAAUAAAUUUAAUUAAUUA
This is a messenger RNA of Prunus avium (sweet cherry), 2121 nucleotides long. The record is from RefSeq and is a predicted model, not a curated record. NCBI's taxonomy places the organism in Eukaryota, Viridiplantae, Streptophyta, Magnoliopsida, Rosales, Rosaceae.